Messenger RNA from Eucalyptus grandis, 1309 nucleotides. Its product is annotated as N-terminal acetyltransferase A complex catalytic subunit NAA10. NCBI's taxonomy places the organism in Eukaryota, Viridiplantae, Streptophyta, Magnoliopsida, Myrtales, Myrtaceae. Gene Ontology annotation, cellular component: NatA complex. Gene Ontology annotation, molecular function: protein-N-terminal-glutamate acetyltransferase activity; protein N-terminal-serine acetyltransferase activity. Gene Ontology annotation, biological process: N-terminal peptidyl-glutamic acid acetylation. The record is from RefSeq and is a predicted model, not a curated record. The transcript has 2 exons. Bases 109 to 744 code for a protein of 211 amino acids.
UUUCUUUCUUUCUUCUCCGAAAGAGCGACAAGCAAACCCUACCCUCCACCCCCGAAUCCCCCCCUCGAAGGAGCACGAAGCUUGGGAACCGGCGGAACCAGAUCAACGAUGGUGUGCAUUCGCAAGGCCACAGUGGACGACCUGCUGGCCAUGCAAGCUUGCAAUCUGAUGUGUCUACCCGAGAACUACCAGAUGAAGUACUACCUGUACCACAUCCUGUCUUGGCCUCAGCUCCUCUACGUGGCGGAGGACUACAACGGCCGGAUCGUCGGGUACGUCCUGGCGAAGAUGGAGGAAGAGACCAACGAGUGCCACGGCCACAUCACCUCUCUCGCCGUCCUCCGCACUCAUCGCAAGCUGGGACUCGCCACGAAGCUCAUGAAUGCUGCUCAGAAUGCCAUGGAACAGGUUUAUGGGGCUGAGUAUGUUUCGCUGCAUGUGCGUAAAAGCAAUCGUGCUGCAUUCAAUUUGUACACUGAAACACUGGGGUACAAGAUACAUGAUGUGGAGGCGAAGUACUAUGCAGAUGGAGAGGAUGCAUAUGACAUGAGGAAGCAGCUCAAGGGAAAGCAGAACCAUCAUCACCAUCAUCAUCAUCGUCAUGGGCACGGGCAUGGGCAUGGUCAUGGUCACCAUCAUCAUCAUCAUCAUCAUCAUGGGGAUGGGUGUUGUUCGGGUGACAUCAAAUCCGGGGGAAUUGAAGCUGGACAAAAGCUGGAUUCGAAGGCCAACAAAGCAGGCUAAUGAAGAGAGUUGAAGUGGGAGCUCAGACAUACUGUUGGCUAUUUUUAUGUCAUUUUGCUGUUAGUUCAGGUACUUUCUCCGUGAAAAGAAGAAGGAAAUUGCAGCUCUUGAAAGUUUAAUGGAAACUCUUCAUAAGUUAGCUUUGUGAGCCAUUCAUUCUGAAGCGUGUUCCAUAAAUUACCUUACAUCAUUUAGCGAGUAUUUGUGUCGCUUUAUCGACAUUCCUUUUCUCACUUACGUUUUAGCCAUAACCCCUGUUUUCCUCUGGUCUAUAAAUGGUGGUGACAUGUUUUAUGUGCUACCAUGGGAUUUGAUGACUUUAAUCACAAGCGAAGGUGCACCCUCGGAAGGGGUCACGGCCUCUCUUUUUGUUCGGAGUUGUUAUAAAUGAUAGUGGAGUGUGAUCCCAGUAAAUGUGUGACUGAGGAGGCCAUCGGAGCGAAUUUAACUUCAGCUUCUGUUUUUGCUUUUAAUGUUUGAGGCUUGAUUGUUAUUUUAAAUGGAACUUUCUCUGUGGCAUAUGUUAUGUGGACAUUUGUAUACGAAUCUAUUAUUUUUAUUGGGA